Molecule: messenger RNA, 962 nt
Organism: Nylanderia fulva
Lineage: Eukaryota; Metazoa; Arthropoda; Insecta; Hymenoptera; Formicidae
Source: RefSeq, a predicted model, not a curated record
UGCGUAUUUUACGUCGCAAGAAUAAGUUACGCAGAACAUUAUCAGAGUUUCUUCAUUAUACGAUUCCUUCCAAUAAUGGCAAAAGUGCCUACGUUUAUGUGGUUGUUACUUAUAGCGGUUGCAAUAACACAGGCGAAACCACCAUAUUCGCCAAUCGACGAAUCUAUUAAUGAAAUCGAUCAUAACACGAGUUUGCAAAAGAAUCAGCUCGAAUCGAGGCAAUUGGCAGAAAAUUCUACUUUAUCGACUAACGAGACAUCAAUAACAGCUACCACGCAAAUUGAUACAACAAACUCAACAGCUGAUAUCGUGAUCGACACGACCAUACGACCUGUAUCGACGACUGUAUCUUAUGUAAAACCGGGCCCGUUCUCUUGGUUCUUAACACCAUUGACGCAAAAGCUCCAGUUCUCACCACAAUCGUUUCUACAAGAUCGCCUAACAUUAUUGAGAGAAACGUUAAACAACCUGGGCAUCAACGUGUUACCAAACGCGACAGCGAGGCAAUUACUUAAUCCCGGCGGUCUGGUGCACUUUCUAGGACCAAAUGACUCCGGUUUCUACACAAAUCGGUUAGAACCAGCCGGUUUCUUAGGCGGUAACGGCUGGUUCGCCAACAAGGGUGGCAUUCUUGGAGGACCUGGAGCCAUAGUCUCCACUGGCAGCCUCUUGACGGAUUAUCCGACUGCUUACAGACGAAAAUAGGACGCGAACUGGAAUAUCGUUUAUGAAAACGUCUAUGAACGAAGAAGACCGCGCUACGUGAAAUAUGACUUUGUGCAUAAUUUUGACAUCAUUUUGACUAAAGAAUCUGUCCUGGGAAUUUUGUCAAAUCAUUAUGAAAUGACUAAGAUAAAAAAGACCACAAUGUAUAAAAGUGAAAAUCGUCCAAUAUCAGUAGCUUUUUCAUUGUAAAUUAUCAUAAAUAAUUUGACCAAGUUUGAAGUGCAAAUUCAUGAAUU